AUGACAUCUAACUAUAUUAUACACAUUGGAAACAAUAUCGUGAACAAACGAUUAAAGAUAUACGAGUACCUGAACAAAUACGAAAGAAGGAUACUAGAAAAAAAUGCAAAUGCAUUUUUCUACAUUUUAAUUAAUUUAAUUUUUGAUGUACCCAUUGAACGGUUCCGAUUAGUUAUUAAUAGGAAAUACAUUUUUUUGAAAAAAAAAAAAAAAAUAGAUACUGUCUUUAACAUAACGAAGAAGUUACUUAUACUAAAUAAUAUCAGCAUAAAGAAAAGAUUCAAAAGCGGUGAAGAGGAUGAAUACAUGGGAUGUGCUGUAAAAACCAGUUAUGUCCAAUGUAUCAAUUAUUUUCAAUGUUUCAAUGAUUCACAUUAUACCAAGAACUCUCCCAGCAUCAUCGAACAUGGACUAUUGUAUCCCAUGUACAAAUCUAGCAAUAUCUUGUCAGAAUGCACACUGAAAGACCUAGAACUGAGUCAAACACCCACCUUGUGCUACUCUGCUAGCUCUCUCUUACUAGACAAUGCAAAUAAAAAACAUAAUUUAUUCACAAAUGAGAAAAAAGAUACUUCGCACCAUAGUAUUAUGUCAGAUAUUCUUAUUAAGUCCAAUCCAGAAAAAUUAAUAGACUCGAAAAGGUUCUUCUAUGAAUUUGAAGAAGAUCCAUUUCAAAAUACUAGAUAUUCAACUAAUUAUUUGAAUCAUAUUGAUAACAGACGAAAUGAAUAUAAAAAGGAAAUAAAAAAAAAAUUAUCAUCUUAUAAUUCUUUCCAUUUCAAAGAGAUCAAAAAUAAACUGAACGAAUUUAAGUGGAAAUCAAAUGAAGAAUAUUAUUAUCCCAAAAAAACAACAACCUAUUGUGACAGUAACUUACAUAAACAGAAUAGUGAAAAUAAUUAUUGUGAAAAAAAAAGCAUUAUAUUGAUUAACAAAAAUGAAAACAAAUCAGGCAUUAAUAUUUUUGAUGAAUUUCUUGAUAUCUAUUUAUUAUUUCGUUUGAGGGGUGGUAAAGGAGGCUUUGGUGCAAAUUUAAGAAAUAAAAAAAAAAAAAAAAAAAAAAAAAAAAAAAGUAAUUUAGAUGAUGCAUCAAGGAAUGCUAGAGGAACAAGAACACUCGUGGAUACCAUAAUAAAAACAACAGAAAUUUUGGCAAAAAAAAAAAAACACGAACAAAUGUUAAUUGAAAAACUUAAUACUGCUGCACCUUUUAUUCAUCGUUUCUCCUAUGACAGCUCUGAUGAAUUGACUAACAAUAACAAUCAGACCCUUAAAUCGGAAAAAUGGAAAGAAGAUAAACUUGGGGGAAAAGUGGAUGGUCAUGAUCUACCUGAGGAACAUCAAGCUGAUGAAGAAAAUGCACAACCCCGGGCCACGAACAACCAGAGAAACCAUCUGCACGACAUUGUUUACAAUGGAAUUGUUCAAGAAAGAAAGAUAAAAGAUGAAGUGGCUAAAGAAGAAAAGAAAAAAAAAGAAAAGACAAAAAAGAAAAUUGACAAGGAUAAUAAAAUGGGCAAAGAUAGGAACCUCAAAUCGAUUGAAAAUAUGUAUACGUGUUUGUGA
Plasmodium gonderi is the source of this 1566-nucleotide messenger RNA. RefSeq lists its product as hypothetical. Bases 1 to 1566 code for a protein of 521 amino acids. The record is from RefSeq and is a predicted model, not a curated record. Lineage: Eukaryota; Apicomplexa; Aconoidasida; Haemosporida; Plasmodiidae. The transcript has a single exon.